Messenger RNA from Gastrolobium bilobum, 1758 nucleotides. Its product is annotated as WEB family protein At1g12150-like. The record is from RefSeq and is a predicted model, not a curated record. The transcript has 2 exons. NCBI's taxonomy places the organism in Eukaryota, Viridiplantae, Streptophyta, Magnoliopsida, Fabales, Fabaceae. The coding region runs from base 1 to 1758 and encodes 585 amino acids.
AUGAAAAGCACCAGAAAGGUGGGUUCACCAAGGGGAGAGGUUGGAGAGAUUGACACGAGGGCACCAUUCCAAUCUGUCAAAGCUGCUGUUAGUUUAUUUGGUGAAGUAGCCGUCUCUAAGGACAGAUAUGCUGUCAAGAGAAGAUCAUCAGAGAAUGUAUUUGAAAAGGAGACACAGCUUAUCUUGGCCCAAAAAGAAUUAGACAAGUUAAAGAAACAGGUGGAGAGUGCUGAGACCUCGAAAGUUAAAGUACUUUCUGACCUUGAGAAUGCCAAGGUGGUCCUUCAGAGUUUGACAACCAAGCUCAACAAUGUGAGAGAAUCCAAGCAAUCAGCAAUGGAAGCAGCUAAAGCUGUGAAGAAUCAGAGCAAAAAACUUGCAAAGGGUCUAUCCCUAAAAGCUGUAGGAUUUGAAGCUUGGAAACGAGAACUAGAAAAAGCAAGAAAAGAGUACACGACUACUACAACUGAACUAGAUGCUUCCAAGCAAGAACUCACCAAAAUCAAGCAGGAUUUUGAUGCAGCUUUGGAGGCAAAGCUGGCAGCAUUCCAGAGUGCAGGAGAAGCUCAGCGUUCAGCAAAAUUAAACUCUGAAAGGAUCAGUGAACUCUCAGAUGAAAUUGCAACCAUGAAAGCAUCAAUUGAACAGUUGAAGCUCGCCUCUGUGCAAUCCCAAGAAGAACAGGAACAAGUCAUGGGACAAAAUGAAACCCCACUUGGUUUUUAUAAAACUGCUAAGGAAGAAGCACAGAAAAGAUUGGAGUCCUUAAAGAAUGAAUAUGAUCCUGAACUAAUCAAGAGUCUAGAAGCCAAACUUGCUGAAACAAGUGUAGAGAUUGAUGUUCUUCAAGAGCAGAUGAAAAAGGUCCAUGCUUCUAAGAUGGAUUCCAUGAGACUUCUAACUUCAGAGCUUAAAGAAGCCACGAAGACACUGCAGGACGUUGCUGAAGAAGAAACCUCCCUUAAGAAACUAGUGUUUUCUCUCAGAACAGAAUUAAAACAAGUGAAGAAGGAGCAAGAUGAACUGAAGGAGAAGGAAGAGGCUGCAGAAGAACUUGCUACUGACCUCAGUGAUGAACUUGAAGAGAUCAUGGGAGAGGCAACACCUGAGCUAGGUACUGUGGAGGAUUUAGAAGCUAAUAUCUUAUACGUCCAGUGUGUUAAAAUCCAUAAGCUACAAUCGGAGACGGAAGAUGCUAAGAGAGAAGCAGAAGAGAUGAGCAGAAAAGCUCAAGAACUGAAGCAAGAAGCUGAAAAAUCCCGAGCUGUGGCUGAAGAAGGAGAGAGAAAACUAGAGCUUGUUCUGAUAGAGGCUAAAGAAGCAAAAGCAGCAGAACAAAGAGCCCUUAAGGAGAUGAAGAUUUUGUCUGAAGUACAAGGUAAAGUCUCGAAUUCAAAAUUCAUUGGGAGGAUCAGAAUGUCAAAUGAAGAGCUUGAAUCACUGAGUGGAAAGGUCAAGGAAUGUGAAGAUUUGGUUGAACAGAAAGAGGCAGCUGUUACAGCUCAGCUACAAGAAAUCUACACGAGAAAAAAUGAAGAAGACAGAAAGGUGGAAGCCAAUAUGAAAGCAAUUGAGGAAAUAAAGGCUGCAACUGAAACAGCUUUGUGGAAUGAAGAGAUGGCAGAUUCUGCAAAAGUGGCAAUUGAGGAUGAACUAAGGAGGUGGUAUCAACAAGAACAAAAGGUGGUAGCCAAUGCAUCUCCCCAAAUAUUGGAUUAUUCAAACUAUUCUUCAAGACCUAUCUCGUUGAGCAUCUAG